AGUAUUUAGCCUAAUUUAAUUUAAGCUUUUCUACUGAACGAGCCCCCGCCGCGUUCUACUGAUCAGGCACACCAGAUCAAUCUGUCUUUCCUUCUGGCAACCAUCAUCAUCGCACAACAUGGCUUCCACUUCUGCAACAUUACCCUCUGCAACCACUGCUCCUACCACAGGACCACCACUUCCGCCCAACAGUACAAGACUUCCACAAACGGCACAAUUAGAUGCUCUUUUAACUAUCAUUCGCGAUAAAGGAACGAGUAGAAGUGAUUUCAUCUUUUAUUCCGAUCGAAUUAUUCGACUUUUGGUAGAAGAAGGUUUAAAUCAUCUUCCAACACUUGAAAAAACUGUUCAAACGCCAACAGGAUUGCCGUACAAAGGCGUUUCGUUCGAAGGAAGAAUUUGCGGUGUUUCAAUCUUACGUGCGGGAGAAGCAAUGGAAAGUGGAUUACGUGAAUGUUGUAGAAGUGUAAGGAUUGGUAAAAUUUUAAUUCAACGUGAUGAAGAAACUGCAAAACCAAAGCUUUUCUAUGCAAAAUUACCAGAAGAUAUUUCUCAACGAUGGGUUCUUCUCUUGGAUCCAAUGUUGGCAACGGGUGGAUCUGUAAUGCAAGCUAUUGAUGUUUUACUGCAACAAGGCGUUCCACAAGAUCGGAUCUUGUUUUUGAACUUGGUUGCAAGUCCAGAAGGAUUACAAGCCGUUUACAAGAAAUUUCCACAAGUGCGUGUCAUUUGUGGCUGGGUAGAUGAUGGCUUGGAUGAGAACAACUAUAUUGUCCCAGGGUUGGGAGAUUUUGGGGACAGAUACUGGUCUUCUUGAACGGAAUGGAAAAACACACAGCACACACAAAAAUCAUAUUCGUA
Meira miltonrushii is the source of this 861-nucleotide messenger RNA. RefSeq names its product PRTase-like protein. Lineage: Eukaryota; Fungi; Basidiomycota; Exobasidiomycetes; Exobasidiales; Brachybasidiaceae. The record is from RefSeq and is a predicted model, not a curated record. The coding region runs from base 119 to 817 and encodes 232 amino acids. The transcript has a single exon.